AUGAAGGUCCUCGCCGUCUCCGCUCUGCUGGCUCUGGCCAUGCCCGCUUUGGCCCAGGACGUCACCUCGCUGCCCCAGUGCGCGCAAACCACUGUCCUUCAGUCCAUCAGUUCCACCAACUGCGGUUUGACGGACAUCAAAUGUAUCUGCAACAACAGGAAUUUCGUUAAUAGCUUGUUGGAGAAGAUCCCCAAAGUCUGCAAUCCCGAAGAGGUUGCCAAGGCAUCCCAGGUUGCCGUUGAGCUGUGUGCUGCAUACGGAGCCACUUUGUCUCUUCCUGGUGUCGGCCCUAGCACCACUGCCGCCGCCUCUUCCCCUGCUGGCUCCUCUCCUGCCGCCACCACACCUGCGCCAUCGUCCACUGGCUCCGCCUCGCACGAUCACGGCCAUGGUUCUUCCCACGAUCACGGACCUUCUUCCCACGACCAUGGACCUUCUUCCCACGACCACGGCCCUUCUUCCCAUUCUCAUCCUUCUUCUGCUUCGCAUGCUCAUGGCUCUUCUUCCCACAUGCACUCCCAUGCCAUGCCCACUGGAACUAGCUCCAGACCCUCGGGCUCGGGUGCUUCUGCCACUGCCAGCGCCAGCCCCACGUUUACCGGCGCCGCCGUUGCAAACAAGGCCGGUCUUGGCAUUGCUGGCCUUAUGGCCCUUGUCGGCGUUGCAGCUUUGUAA
Messenger RNA from Ophidiomyces ophidiicola, 675 nucleotides. RefSeq lists its product as uncharacterized. The record is from RefSeq and is a predicted model, not a curated record. NCBI's taxonomy places the organism in Eukaryota, Fungi, Ascomycota, Eurotiomycetes, Onygenales, Onygenaceae. The coding region runs from base 1 to 675 and encodes 224 amino acids. The transcript has 3 exons.